Messenger RNA from Arabidopsis lyrata subsp. lyrata, 2547 nucleotides. RefSeq names its product cytochrome P450 86B1. NCBI's taxonomy places the organism in Eukaryota, Viridiplantae, Streptophyta, Magnoliopsida, Brassicales, Brassicaceae. The transcript has 2 exons. The record is from RefSeq and is a predicted model, not a curated record. Bases 695 to 2353 code for a protein of 552 amino acids. Gene Ontology annotation, molecular function: iron ion binding; heme binding; oxidoreductase activity, acting on paired donors, with incorporation or reduction of molecular oxygen.
CCAUACGCUUUCUGAGCCCAAAUUGUUCGAGGACAAUGAUCAAAUAGUCAAAUUGGUCGAGAACAAUUAUCCUAGGGAACUUCUUAAGAGUCCUAAAAAUCACCAGAUAUAUGCAUUUAACCUAAAAUCAAACAAUAACGGUUUCACCGACAGGUAAAAUAGUUCAUUGUCACUAGUACACAAAAAUUCUGGUUAUUCGAAUGAAUGAAUAUUAAUAUUACAAUUUCCACACAUAUGUACUGAUAAAUUAAACAAGUUGUUUGACAAAAUAAAAUAAAGUGUAUACAAAAUAAACAAGAACUUAGGUGAUCCGUCAGACCGUCACCACGCACCUGUCAACUUCUCUUUUAUCCACAAUCCUCAUAUUCUAAAACCCUAAUUUUUUAAUUAAUCCCCACCAAAAGAUUCGUCCUUUCAAAAGACCAAAACGAAAACAAGGCAAAACAUGAGAAAGCAAGAGCCACACAAAUUAAAAGACCGUUAGAAAAGAGCAACGAACUUUUUAGCUCACCAAAUCAAACCCAAUUUCACAUUGAGAGCCAAACACGAAACUUAUGCGUCUUGAUUCCUUCUUCUCUCAGUUCACAUUCUUCACCUACUAAUUAACUAACAACUUCAUUAUUUGUAAUCUCUCUUUCUCUUUCUCUCUGCAAAAAUUAUACACACUCUGUUUCUUUGUUCCCUCUUUGUCACUAUGAACCCUACUUCUUCUUCUUAUAAUCUCACGGCUGCUGCCGUUUUCGUUUCCUCUUCUUGUUUCGGAAGCGACGAGCCUCUGGUUCCUAGGAGGCUGUUUUUCUUGAGAGAUGUUCAGAUUCUUGAGCUCUUUAUUGCCCUUUUAGUGUUUGUGACAAUACAUUCCUUGCGCCAGAAGAAACAUCAAGGGAUGCCCGUUUGGCCGUUUCUUGGCAUGCUUCCCUCGUUGAUUUCCGCGUUCCGAAGCAACAUAUACGAAUGGCUAUCUGAGGUUCUUAUCAGCCAAAACGGGACAUUCCGGUUUAGAGGUCCUUGGUUUAGCACCCUCAACUGCGUUGUUACCUGCGACCCAAGAAACGUUGAGCAUCUUCUCAAGACCCGUUUCUCUAUCUAUCCUAAGGGUUCUUACUUCCGUGAGACCAUGCGAGAUCUACUCGGAGACGGGAUUUUCAACACCGAUGAAGAAACGUGGCAACAACAAAGGAAAACAGCAAGUGUCGAGUUCCAUUCGGCUAAAUUCAGACUGUUAACCAGUCAAUCAUUGCACGAACUUGUGCAUAAUCGACUUUUGCCGGUUCUAGAAACUUCCGGCAAUAUCGAUCUUCAAGACAUUUUGUUAAGACUAACGUUCGACAAUGUAUGCAUGAUUGCUUUUGGGGUCGAUCCAGGCUGUCUUAGUCCAAAACUACCCGAAAUUCCUUUUGCAAAAGCCUUCGAGGAUGCAACAGAAGCAACAGUUGUGAGAUUUGUGAUGCCUAAAUUCGUGUGGAAGCUCAUGAGGUCUCUUAAUUUAGGAACGGAGAAGAAGCUAAAGAAAUCAAUAAAAGGUGUGGAUGAUUUCGCUGAAGAAGUAAUCCGGAGGAGGAAGAAACAGAUGUCUCUAGAGGCUGAAAUCUCGAAGAGACCUGAUCUCUUGACUAUCUUUAUGGGUCUACGAGACCAAAAUGGACAGAAAUUUUCAGAUAAGUUUUUGCGCGAUAUUUGUGUGAACUUCAUACUUGCUGGGAGAGACACUUCCUCCGUGGCUUUAAGCUGGUUUUUCUGGUUAAUCGAGAAGAAUCCGGAAGUGGAGGAGAAAAUCAUGAUGGGAAUUUGCAAGAUUCUUGAGCAGAGAGAUGAUCAGGGAGAUGCAAAGAAGAACAUGGAAUAUGAGCCUGUGUUCAGACCAGAAGAGAUCAAGAAAAUGGAUUAUCUACAAGCUGCUUUGUCUGAGACUCUCAGAUUGUAUCCUUCUGUUCCAGUCGAUCACAAAGAGGUACUUGAAGACGAUAUAUUUCCAGAUGGGACCAAAUUAAAAAAAGGAGAAAAAGUUAUAUACGCAAUAUACGCCAUGGGACGCAUGGAAACAAUUUGGGGGAAAGACUGUCGUGAGUUCAAACCAGAAAGGUGGUUAAGAGAUGGCCGAUACAUGAGUGAGUCGGCCUAUAAGUUUACGGCCUUCAAUGGCGGUCCUCGGCUAUGUCUAGGCAAGGAUUUUGCGUAUUAUCAAAUGAGAUAUGUUGCGGCCGCGAUUAUCUACCGAUAUAGGGUCAGGGUUGAUGAUAAGGGAGGUCAUAAGGUUGAGCCAAAGAUGGCUCUAACUAUGUACAUGAAGCAUGGAUUGAAGGUGAAUAUGGUCAAGAGGAGUGUCUCUGAGAUAGACCACUACUACUGCUGAGUGGCUGCCAUAAAGGGUAUAAAAUUGGUGUAUAUUGAUUCAUGUUUUGACAUUUAAUUUAUGAAAUGUAACAAGUGAUUGUUGUUUUUGGGUGGUUUGGUAGUUAAGUUGUUUAUAUUCUGUGGGGUUUUAUAGUAAUUAAUGGUAACUUGCGACAUAAUGUAUUAUUCUACAAAGAGUCCAUAUUUUUGUCA